This is a messenger RNA of Alternaria alternata, 1602 nucleotides long. RefSeq names its product aldehyde dehydrogenase. Gene Ontology annotation, molecular function: aldehyde dehydrogenase (NAD+) activity. NCBI's taxonomy places the organism in Eukaryota, Fungi, Ascomycota, Dothideomycetes, Pleosporales, Pleosporaceae. The transcript is spliced from 5 exons. Bases 43 to 1536 code for a protein of 497 amino acids. The record is from RefSeq and is a predicted model, not a curated record.
CCUCUCUGUUUUCUUCAUAUACCCCAAUUUGUUUUCACAGCUAUGACAUCUGUAAAGCUCACAACCCCCCAGACGGGCGAGUUCGAGCAGCCCACCGGACUCUUCAUCAACAAUGAGUUCGUAAAGGCCGUUGACGGCAAAACCUUUGAUGUUAUCAACCCCUCCACUGAGGAGGUCAUCUGCAGUGUUCAGGAGGCCACCGAGAAGGAUGUUGACAUCGCUGUUGCUGCCGCCCGCAAAGCCUUCAACGGCCCAUGGCGAAAGGAGACACCAGAGAACAGGGGAAAGCUGCUUAACAAGCUUGCCGAUCUGUUCGAGAAGAAUGCCGACCUCAUUGCUGCCGUCGAGGCUCUCGACAACGGCAAGGCCUUCAGCAUGGCCAAGAAUGUCGAUGUUCCCGCCGCCGCUGGUUGCCUGAGGUACUACGGAGGAUGGGCCGACAAGAUUGAGGGCAAGGUCGUCGACACAGCACCCGACAGCUUCAACUACAUCCGCAAGGAGCCUAUUGGUGUUUGCGGUCAAAUCAUCCCAUGGAACUUCCCUAUUCUCAUGUGGUCAUGGAAGAUUGGUCCUGCCAUCGCCACUGGUAACACCGUCGUCCUGAAGACUGCUGAACAGACACCUCUCUCCGCAUACAUUGCUUGCAAACUGAUUCAGGAGGCCGGUUUCCCACCAGGUGUCAUCAACGUCAUCACUGGUUUCGGAAAGAUCGCCGGUGCUGCCAUGUCCGCUCACAUGGACAUUGACAAGAUUGCCUUCACUGGUUCAACCGUUGUCGGCCGUCAAAUCAUGAAGUCUGCCGCUGGCUCCAACUUGAAGAAGGUCACUCUCGAGCUCGGAGGCAAGAGCCCCAACAUUGUCUUCGCCGACGCAGAUCUUGACGAGGCUAUCCACUGGGUCAACUUUGGUAUUUACUUCAACCACGGACAGGCUUGCUGUGCUGGUUCACGUAUCUACGUCCAAGAAGAGAUCUACGACAAGUUCAUCCAGCGCUUCAAGGAGCGGGCUGCUCAGAACGCUGUCGGUGACCCAUUCGCCGCGGACACCUUCCAGGGUCCUCAAGUCUCGCAGCUCCAGUUCGACCGUAUCAUGGGCUACAUCGAGGAGGGCAAGAAGUCUGGCGCGACCGUCGAGACUGGUGGCAACCGUAAGGGCGACAAGGGUUACUUCAUCGAGCCCACAAUCUUCUCCAACGUAACCGAGGAUAUGAAGAUUCAGCAAGAAGAGAUCUUCGGCCCCGUCUGCACAAUCUCCAAGUUCAAGACAAAGGCCGAUGUCAUCAAGAUUGGUAACAACACCACAUACGGUCUUGCUGCCGCUGUACACACAUCCAACCUCACCACUGCCAUUGAGGUUGCCAACGCGCUCCGUGCAGGAACUGUCUGGGUCAACUCCUACAACACUCUUCACUGGCAACUUCCCUUCGGGGGGUACAAGGAGUCUGGUAUUGGGCGCGAGUUGGGAGAGGCGGCGCUGGACAACUACAUCCAGACCAAGACCGUGUCUAUUCGUCUUGGCGAUGUUCUGUUCGGUUAAGCGCUAUGCUGGUUUUUUAGCGAAGGAUUCCAUAGGUACUAUGUAUAGCUCAAGUAAUUAUGAGGA